Messenger RNA from Clupea harengus (Atlantic herring), 585 nucleotides. RefSeq names its product monocyte chemotactic protein 1B-like. Gene Ontology annotation, biological process: immune response. The record is from RefSeq and is a predicted model, not a curated record. Gene Ontology annotation, cellular component: extracellular region. Gene Ontology annotation, molecular function: chemokine activity. Lineage: Eukaryota; Metazoa; Chordata; Actinopteri; Clupeiformes; Clupeidae.
CCCUGCUUUAAAGGUCGUCCGUUCUGACUAGUGGAUGAGAGUGUGCGUGAAAACUCCCAGCGCUCGGGGUCUCCCCGUCGGGCUCUUUAUAAUGGGCCCCCUCUGUCACCCAGUCCUCACUCCAGCCAGCCUCCAGGCAUCCUCUAUCCACGACUCCACAGCCACCAGCCAUCCUCUAUCCACCACUCCAGAAGCCUCCAGCCAUGUCUCGCCUUCUAGUUCUGACCACGCUGGUGAUGAUGCUGGGUGCCAUCACCGUCACUCAAGGGCUGCGCAUGGCCAGUGGUCCAGAGAUGUGCUGCUUCACGUUUAAAAGUCGCCCGCUGCCUCUGAAGCACGUGAUCAGCUACAGCCGCACCAACACGCUGUGUUCCAAACCUGCUGUGGUACUCCAGACAGCAAGACGCCAAGUGUGUGUGCAGACUUCCGACGCCUGGGUGCAGAAGAUCAUCAGCAGCCUGGACAGCAAGAACCCUGGCCAGCAGAUCCCACUGUGAACAUGAGGCAUACAUGACACAAACAUAAACACAGACAUACAAACAGACACAAACAUAAACACACACAUACAAACAGACACAAACAUAA